AUGGGAUCAUCGGAAUCUACUCUUUCAAAUUCACAAUUACAGGCAACUCCAAUAUCGACAUCUGCAUCAACAGAGAGCAGCUUGACAGAAAUUUUAGUCAGGAAGCCAUCAUCUUCUUCUGAUUCAGAUCGGAAAGUGCUACUGGAAUUAUUCUCAAUGUAUCAAGAAUGGAAAGAAAAACAGGCUCAAAACAUCAACAAAGACAGGAAGAAAUAG
Lactuca virosa is the source of this 216-nucleotide messenger RNA. NCBI's taxonomy places the organism in Eukaryota, Viridiplantae, Streptophyta, Magnoliopsida, Asterales, Asteraceae. The record is from the annotation of a GenBank genome assembly.